AUGGCUAGGAUUGCGCUGACCGCUCGAUUCCAACAAGUAAUUACUCCCAAUGCUCUCCGAUCUUAUCUUGCAGAGUUCAUCUCUACCUUCUUCUUCGUCUUCGCCGUCAUCGGUUCUCUGAUGUCCUCCAGAAAGUUGAUGCCAGAUGCUGCAUCAGACCCAGCAAGUCUGGUGUUGGUUGCCAUGACCAAUGCCUUUGCACUGGCCUCCGCCGUGUACAUCUCGGCAUCCACCUCCGGCGGCCAUGUAAAUCCGGCCGUCACCUUUGCCAUGGCUGUCGGAGGUCACAUUAGUGUCCCCAUUGCCCUCAUAUACUGGAUUUGCCAAAUGGUGGCUGCUGUCAUGGCUUGCCUUCUCUUGAGAGUCACUGUUGUAGGACAGCAUGUUCCAACAUAUGCAAUUACAGAAGAAAUGACAGGAUUUGGAGCCUCAGUUUUGGAGGGUGUCCUAACAUUUGCCCUGGUCUACACUGUUUAUGCUGCUGGUGAUCCUAGACAUGGUGCAUUGAGGGCUAUGGGGCCAUUAGCAAUUGGACUCAUGGCAGGGGCAAACGUUCUGGCCACCGGGCCAUUCUCCGGCGGAUCCAUGAACCCGGCUUGUGCAUUUGGAUCUGCAGUCAUUACUGGUACCUUCAAGAACCAAGCGGUGUAUUGGGUCGGACCCUUGAUCGGUGCUGCAGUUGCUGGCCUUCUAUAUGAUAAUGUUGUGUACCCUGUUCAAGAUUCUCUUACUAGGAACAAUGCAGAUGGCAUUGCAGUGUAG
Messenger RNA from Fragaria vesca subsp. vesca, 762 nucleotides. RefSeq names its product probable aquaporin TIP5-1-like. The transcript has 3 exons. Gene Ontology annotation, molecular function: water channel activity. Bases 1 to 762 code for a protein of 253 amino acids. The record is from RefSeq and is a predicted model, not a curated record. Lineage: Eukaryota; Viridiplantae; Streptophyta; Magnoliopsida; Rosales; Rosaceae. Gene Ontology annotation, biological process: water transport; transmembrane transport. Gene Ontology annotation, cellular component: membrane.